Zalophus californianus (California sea lion) is the source of this 1792-nucleotide messenger RNA. RefSeq names its product pancreatic progenitor cell differentiation and proliferation factor (gene PPDPF). The coding region runs from base 208 to 657 and encodes 149 amino acids. Lineage: Eukaryota; Metazoa; Chordata; Mammalia; Carnivora; Otariidae. The record is from RefSeq and is a predicted model, not a curated record. Gene Ontology annotation, biological process: multicellular organism development; cell differentiation. The transcript has 5 exons.
GGGACGGGGCCGGGCCGGGGGUGGAAUCCAAGCGGGCGCGUCCGCGCGUGCGCACCCCGCGCGCGCUUCGGUCGCGGAGCGGCCUUCGGCGGCCUCUUCUGCAAAUGGGCUCCGUGGCCUAGCGUCCCCGUCCCCGCCACGUGUGAUCGCGCGCCGAGGCCCACGAGGGGUCGUCGCCGAGGUUUCCACCAGCCCGCAAGCGACAGCAUGGCAGCCAUCCCCUCCAGCGGCUCGCUCGUGGCCACCCACGACUAUUACCGGCGCCGCCUGGGCUCCACUUCCAGUAACAGCUCCUGCGGAAGUGCGGAGUAUGCUGGGGAAGCCAUCCCUCACCACCCGGGUCUCCCCAAGGCCGACCCGGGUCACUGGUGGGCAAGCUUCUUCUUCGGGAAGUCCGCUCUCCCGUUCAUGGCUACAGUGUUGGAGUCUCCAGAACGCAAAAUACCCAAAAGGAAGUUGAGAGGAUCCCACUCUCUACUCUCCAAGCCACGUGAAAGCCUUCCUCACACCCUGGAACCGUGUGCCUUGCACCAAGUGGAAAAUAAACUCCAAGCAGCCAGUGGCCCCGGUGGUGUAUGUGAGCUGCGUGCCCCCGGGCCUGUGGUCAAAGUCACCAAAUCCUUCUCAGCCUAUUUCUUGGCGGGGGCGGGGAGUUGACCUUGCCCCCUGGGCCUUCCUGGGGCCCCUCGCUGGGGAGCCACCUCUCAGGUCUGGCCCAGGUUCACACGGGUGACAACUUUAGUGAGUAUGGGGCCUUGGCACCUGAGAAGGGGUGGGGUGCCUUGCUGUUUUGGGGAGCCUGGGAGAGCAGGCAGUUCCGGAGUUGGACAAGAAGUCUCCCGGGCAGCCACUGAGGUUCGAGUCCUCAGACUUGGCCCCUGGCCGCUGGGGUAAGCUGGGCCUCUGCCUGUGGGUUCAGGAGUCGCCCCCCGCCCCCGGCCACCCGUUUUGACCACACCAGGUAGGGCAAGGAGGGAACAGGCGAAGGCUGUCCCAGCUGGUGUGGAGCAGCUCUCUGGGCCACGCUCCCUCCAGGUGCCUUCCUAGAAUGGUGUUUCCUCUUGUAGCCCGUUGUAGGAUACAUUCUGGGCACGGGGACCCAAAAUUAAUUACUAAUACUUGAGAGGUAAGGGGUAUGGGGGCGUUCCAGUGGGGUCUUCUCACCCCAGGUAACCCGGCUUUGGACACAUCCAACCAGGGACCUGGGGAGGGUGUGGCUGUGCUACCCUUUACCGGCCUCCUGGGGCAGGCGUGACUGGGGGCUGGUUGUGCCCACGCACUCUUACUGGUCAGCAGGGGUUGGCUCAGGUCCACUGGUCAGGAGGGCAGCUUAGUGAGAGGUGGAUGGGGGCUCAGUGUGAGGUUAGGGGAGCCCGGUCUCGGCUCCUGCCCUUCCCCCUGUGGUGUGCUGUAAAUAGCUGCACAGGUCCAAUCCAAGGCCUCGCCAGCCUGUGGCCCCCAAGGGUUGCGGCCACCAUCCUGUGCGCCUCGGUUGUGUCCAGGCAGAAGGCCCUUCCCACCUCCAGAUGGAUCCAGAGUGGGGGGAGGUGCCCCAGAGGACAGCCUGUGCACUACCCACUGUCCAGAUGAGUCCCUCAGGGCUCCUGUGGGCAGCUGCGGACGGCCGUGGCAGGAAGAUGGGAUGGUACCUAGCCCCCGGCUGGAGAGGGCAGUGCCCCACCCCCGUCUUCAGAGUCCUGGGAAGUCCACGUUCCCCCCAAGUCAGGAGACAGGCACAGGCCAGGUGGCAUAGGGUGAGCCCAGCCAAAGCCCGGGUCCCUCCCGUGUACCA